Messenger RNA from Thelazia callipaeda (thelaziosis nematode), 267 nucleotides. NCBI's taxonomy places the organism in Eukaryota, Metazoa, Nematoda, Chromadorea, Rhabditida, Thelaziidae. The record is from the annotation of a GenBank genome assembly.
AUGUAUUAUCCAAUAUUUUUGGUACUAUUGUUUGUGUUCAAUGCUCAGUUACUGUCAGCUUCAAUUGUCAAUGAGAAUCAUCCCAUAAUGGAAAAACGACUGCAUUCUUUGAUGCUUUUACGUGGAAAUCGGCUAUAUCGGGCUAAAGAUUUGCCAAAAUAUGCUCCGAAAGGAGAGAAACAGGAAUGGUACUGGCGAUACAAUGUAUCGGAACGUCCAGAAAAAAAUGACAAUUAUUACAUUCCAUAUUCCUUAGCAUAUUACUGA